AUGGCCGACCGCAGCAACACCGAGCGGACGCCUUUGCUAGGUGCUUCUGGCGCCGACGGUGCCAAUGGACGCGAGGAAGAUGAUUUCGCACACCUUAACCAACAGAUCAAAAGCCGACGCCGACGCCGUUGGAUCUCUCUCAUUGCCAGCAUUUUCUUGGUUAUUGGUUUUGUUGUCAUCUUGAUCUUGUCUGGAGUUCUAGCUCGAUCCAGAGGAAAACCAGGCAUGGCUUCCGCGCUCUGCCUCACGCCAGCCUGCAUUCACGCUGCGUCCGAGAUCUUGUACACACUAUCACCGGAAUACAAGGAACUCGAUGCCUGUACCAGCUUCGACCACUUGGUUUGCGAUGGCUUCACUUCCACUCAUGAUAUUCCAGAAGAUCGUACCUCCUAUUCCACCCUCAGUGUAAUGUCCGACAAUGGCCAGGCCAUCAUCAAGCGCAUCCUGCAAGGUGCAUACCCUGGCGAAUCCAAGCACUCCUCGUUCUCGCCACGAAACCUUGUUGUCCAGGUAUCAUCCAAAGAUGAGGAAAACUUCAAUGUCAUGAAGGACGCUUACGGCGCUUGCAUGAACGAGACUGUAAUCAAGGAGAUUGGAGUUAAGCCACUGGUUGACUUGAUUGGAGAAGUUGCGCACUCUUUCCCAGUCACUGAGAAAAGCUUUGGAGAAGAUGAAAUUCUUGCAGAGAGCGAUCAUGCAAGCCUAUCGGAAACGAUUCUCCUGCUUGAGGAAUGGGGCAUCAGCACCUUUGAGGGGCUAGGUGUUGGCGCUGAUGAUAAGAACCCGGAGGUCGUCAUCAUCCAGGCCUCCCCAGCCGGUCUGACUCUGCCUUCUCCCGAGUACUAUGAAGACAAAGAUACUUUGGAAAAGUACCAGGCUAUGCUCGAAGAGGUGUUUGUUGGCCUGCUUCCUAGUAAUGCUACUAGAAAGCAUUCCAGUAAGCUGGCCAAGUCUGUUGUUGAUCUUGAGAAGAAAAUUGCAGCCAUCACUCCCCCACCAGAGGAUCAACAGGAUGUAACCAAAUACUACAAUAUUGAAAAGGUCGGCACCGCAGGCAAGCUUGCGCCAGCUUUGGGCUAUGACAAGGUCGUGGAGAAACUUGUACCUGCCAACUACACAGUCGAUACCAUGCUCCUUGCAUUUCCUGACUUCCUGGCCAAUGUUUCCCACAUUCUAUCAGAGACUAGCAAGGCCACAGUGCAAUCAUACCUGAUCUGGAAUGUGAUCACGGCCAAGUCUUCUUACGUCCAAGGUCCCGAGGUGGAGCCGAUUACUCGCUUUUUCAAUGUGCUUCAAGGAAAAGACGCGGACACAAAAUCUGAGCGCUGGAAGACUUGCGUCCGCGUCGCUGACAGCCAAGUCGGAUGGAUCCUUAGCCGUUUCUUUAUCGAAGCUGCCUUCUCGGAAGAGGCCAAGCAAUUUGGAGAUCAGAUCAUCAUGGACAUCAAGCACCAGUUCAUUUCGAAACUCCAUGGCCUCAGUUGGAUGGACGACAGUGUCAAGGAGCUUGCAGUGAACAAAGUUAACCUAAUCAACCAAAAGAUUGGCUAUCCUACAGAGUCCCCGAACAUCAUCGACCCGGAGGCUCUCCAAAACUACUACCAUGGCCUCAAGAUCACCAAGUCGUUCUUUAACAAUUCUAUUUCCAGCACUGCCGUUGAGGUGAACAGGGAAUGGUCAAAGCUGGGGAAGCCCGUCGACCAUGGAGAAUGGGAUAUGUUGGCAGACACUGUCAAUGCAUACUAUAAUCCAGUCGGCGCAGAGAUUGUCUUCCCUGCCGCGAUUAUGCAGUUCCCCGUGUUCGACGAAAAAUUACCUUCGUAUGUUAGCUAUGGCGCUUUUGCUGCCGUCGCAGGUCACGAACUUUCUCACGCAUUCGAUAACUCUGGGCGCCACUACGAUGAGACUGGUAGAUAUACAGAUUGGUGGACCAACCACACAGUCGAAGAGUUUGAGAAGCGUGCCGAUUGCUUCGUCAAUCAGUACUCGAAUUUUACCAUCCAAGACCCCCAGGGCAAGCAAUUGCACGUGAAUGGUCGCCUCACGUUGGGUGAGAAUAUUGCCGACGCUGGCGGUCUCUCUGCCGCGUUCCAGGCCUGGAAGAACCAGCAGCAAUCGAAUCCCGCUGAUCAGAGUCUUCCUGGCCUUGAACACUUCAGCCAUGAACAGCUCUUCUUCGUCUUCUACGCAAAUUUCUGGUGUGGAAAGAUCCGGGCGCAGCAGGCAGUUCAGUAUAUCUACACGGACCCUCACUCGCCCACAUUUGCUCGGAUUCUGGGCACCACUGCAAACUCGAGGGAGUUCCGUGAAGCCUUUUCCUGCCCAGUCAAGGAACCAACGUGUGAGUUGUGGUAA
Messenger RNA from Pestalotiopsis fici W106-1, 2355 nucleotides. RefSeq lists its product as uncharacterized. The transcript has 8 exons. Gene Ontology annotation, biological process: protein processing. The coding region runs from base 1 to 2355 and encodes 784 amino acids. Gene Ontology annotation, molecular function: metalloendopeptidase activity. Gene Ontology annotation, cellular component: plasma membrane. NCBI's taxonomy places the organism in Eukaryota, Fungi, Ascomycota, Sordariomycetes, Amphisphaeriales, Sporocadaceae. The record is from RefSeq and is a predicted model, not a curated record.